AUGGCCUACAGGAUUGUAAAGUUGUAUCACCCAAGCCACCGUGUGCCGAGCUUAGAAGAAGCCGACGAGUUUUUCAACAAAGUCUUUGGGAUCCCUAGCGUAUGGCGGAGCGCACUUUACACGGAACCGGAUCCUAGAUACCCAACGUACCCGACCGACUACUGCAUCUUUACAUCCAUUGCAGAUGUCUUCUUCGACUGCAUCGACCCCAGAAAAUACAUCAUCGAUGGAGAACAACGCUAUGCCACGGUCGAGAAGCCUCAGUUGAACGGCCUGGGUUGGGGUGUCGAGGGUAUCGACGAGAUUUACGCCAAAGUCCAAACGUUGGGCAUCCGCUGUACUGACCAAGCAAACCGGCCUUCUGAUCCCCAAGUGUGCCCGGUGGCCUCGUUCAAGAAGUCCAAACUGUUCUAUACCGAAGCACCCACCAGUGGACUUCGCUACGAAUUCUAUCCCGUGGAGAGUAUUGGCGAUUACGACCACCGCAAGAACCCAUCAUGGGAACUGAAGCCGCGGAUCGGCAAGGGCGAUCUUAAGGUUCAAUUCUGUUCUCACCACACCAUCCUCACCGGGAACAGGGAGCGCGCAAUCCGACUGUACGUGGACACUCUGGGCGGGAGAGUGAUUCAUGACGAAAGGAAUACGCUCCGUGGAACUGACAGUGUCUAUAUUCUGCUGGCUGAUGCUGUCUAUGAAUUUGCAACUCCGCGUCAUUCAGGCUCAUAUGCGGCAAAAGAUUACGAGACUCGGGAACAUCCUGAGGAGGAUGUCUACCACGCCUUGACGUGGAAGGUCGAGGACUUGUCUGUGGUCAAGAACCAUCUCAGGGCUCAAGGAGUCAGAAUCAUUGCCGAGAACGACGAGAUGGUCAUUGUGGAACCUGCCGACGGCUUGGGCAUUCCUUGGGGAUUCAUCACUACGAUCUUGCCGAAUGACGAUAGAUAUACACCUGAGCUGUGGACAUAG
Messenger RNA from Rhinocladiella mackenziei CBS 650.93, 966 nucleotides. RefSeq lists its product as uncharacterized. Lineage: Eukaryota; Fungi; Ascomycota; Eurotiomycetes; Chaetothyriales; Herpotrichiellaceae. Gene Ontology annotation, molecular function: methylmalonyl-CoA epimerase activity. Gene Ontology annotation, biological process: L-methylmalonyl-CoA metabolic process. The record is from RefSeq and is a predicted model, not a curated record. The coding region runs from base 1 to 966 and encodes 321 amino acids. The transcript has a single exon.